UUCGGAACAGAGAGCUAGAAAUUGAGAGAGGAGAGACAAAAAGAGAGAAAAGCAGAGUAGGCUAGAUGGUGGCCUGGGCUCUGGAGGCUGGUGUAACUACUGGAGAGUUGUUACGUGGCGGUGUCUAGAUGUAUAACUUCAUCUAGUUGUGUUGUGUAGUUUAUUGUAUAGGUGCAGUGUGCGUUUAUGGAUUGGUUGACUGUGGAAAAUGAACUUCUCCUCUGUAAUGUAUGUUCUCUUGACUAGAGCUCUCAUAGCAGGUGUGUGUGAGGCCCUGAACGUGACCAUGACCCCUGGGCCGGUUGUCAUGGUUACAGAGGGUGAGAACCUGACCCUGUCCUGCCUCGUCUCCCAGAAGAAGAGGAGCAACAGUUUCCUCGUCCUCCGAUGGCUCUUCUCUCCUCCAUCCUCUUUCUCUCCUCUCCCUCCAUCCCCCUCUCCUCCUCUUCCUGAACAGCUGAUUGUGAAGUUGACCAUGAAGAAGAUAAAGAUCUAUGGGAACUACAGUCGCCGGUUCCCCCAGCCCAAGUUCCAUCUGUAUGAGGAGAGAGAGGGGAGAGAGGGAAGGACAGAGGAGGGAGAGGAGUAUGGACUGCUGGUUCUGAAUGUGACUCGAAGGGACCGAGGAUUCUACACCUGCAGGGUCCAGGAGAUACGGAGACACAGAAACAGCUGGAAGGCUUCGUCUAAUGGCACCUCUACAGCCCAGCUCACUG
Coregonus clupeaformis (lake whitefish) is the source of this 716-nucleotide messenger RNA. Its product is annotated as V-set and transmembrane domain-containing protein 4-like. The annotation marks the transcript as partial. The record is from RefSeq and is a predicted model, not a curated record. The transcript is spliced from 2 exons. Lineage: Eukaryota; Metazoa; Chordata; Actinopteri; Salmoniformes; Salmonidae.